CGCGCCAUGUCGCUCAGCCCCAAGCACACGACGCCCUUCUCGGUCUCGGACAUCCUCAGCCCCAUGGAGGAGACCUACAAGAAGUUCGGCGGCGCGCUGGAGGGCAGCCUGGGCGCCCCGCUGGCCGUGGCCGGGCCCGCCGCCUACCGCCAGCCCCCGCCGCAGCCGCCGCAGCCGCAGCACCCCAUGGCGGCCCACAACUACCACCCCAUGGCGCACGCCGCCGCCAUGCCACAGUUCGCCCACGGGCCCGUGGCCGGCUACUGCAACGGCGGGCUGGGCAACGUGGCCGAGCUGGCGCCCUACUCGGACGGCGUGCGGGGCAGCGCCGGCGCCUCGGGCUGGUACGGCGCCAACGCGGACCCGCGCUACCCCUCCAUUUCCAGGUUGAUGGGCCCGUCCGGGGCCAUGAACGUGGCCGGCAUGGGCGCCCUGUCGGGGAUGGCCGAGGCGGCCAAGUCGCUGGCGCCAGGGCUGCAGGCGGCGCCGCGGCGCAAGCGGCGGGUGCUCUUCUCGCAGGCGCAGGUGUACGAGCUGGAGCGGCGCUUCAAGCAGCAGAAGUACCUGUCGGCGCCCGAGCGCGAGCACCUGGCCGGCCUCAUCCACCUCACCCCGACGCAGGUCAAGAUCUGGUUCCAGAACCACCGCUACAAGAUGAAGCGCCAGGCCAAGGACAAGGCGGCCCAGCAGCAGCAGCAGCCCCAGCCCCAGCCCCCGCCCCAGCCCCCGCCGCAGGCCGAGCCCCCCGGCCUGUGCCAGCCGCCGCCGCCCGCCGCCUCCCCGCGCCGCGUGGCCGUGCCGGUGCUGGUGAAGGACGGCAAGCCUUGCCCGCACAGCGCCGCCGCCCCGUCGGGCCAGCCGCAGCCGCCGGCGCCGGACCUGGACGAGCUCUCCGCCAGCCCGCCGUCCCUGCACGGCCAGGUGGCCGCCCUGGCGCCGCUCGAGGCCGCCGCCGUCGACUACAACGCCAGCUUGCUGUACGGCCGGACGUGGUGA
Eublepharis macularius is the source of this 996-nucleotide messenger RNA. It is a transcript of the gene NKX2-4, whose product is annotated as NK2 homeobox 4. Bases 7 to 996 code for a protein of 329 amino acids. The record is from RefSeq and is a predicted model, not a curated record. The transcript has 2 exons. Gene Ontology annotation, biological process: regulation of transcription by RNA polymerase II; cell differentiation. Gene Ontology annotation, cellular component: nucleus. Gene Ontology annotation, molecular function: RNA polymerase II cis-regulatory region sequence-specific DNA binding; DNA-binding transcription factor activity, RNA polymerase II-specific. NCBI's taxonomy places the organism in Eukaryota, Metazoa, Chordata, Lepidosauria, Squamata, Eublepharidae.